This is a messenger RNA of Pseudogymnoascus verrucosus, 2057 nucleotides long. RefSeq lists its product as uncharacterized. The transcript has 2 exons. Gene Ontology annotation, molecular function: peptidase activity. NCBI's taxonomy places the organism in Eukaryota, Fungi, Ascomycota, Leotiomycetes, Thelebolales, Thelebolaceae. Gene Ontology annotation, biological process: proteolysis. Bases 75 to 1712 code for a protein of 545 amino acids. The record is from RefSeq and is a predicted model, not a curated record.
CUGCUGUAAACCCCACCACAAGGCUGUAGAGACAACGCAUUUCUCUACACCUUCCUAUACAGGUUCUUCCUCCAAUGUCAAGACUUCUGGCGCGAAACAUCUUCAAGCAAACUAAUGCCCGCUUGAGUACAUUUACAACCUCUACGAUCUGCCACAGUUCCUCUAUAUAUCCUCUCCGAUCUAUUAUCCCAAGACCUCUUCAAAGCAAAACUCCAUCCAUACGCUCGUACUCAUCUCAGCUCUUGACAGCAGAACAACGCCGCGAGCACCAAGCGCAGAAAAUGGCCCCACAACUGGACGCAUUCUUCAAGGAGGUCGACGCCCAAGCCGACCACUUCAUCGAGCGCCUUCGCCAGGCAGUCGCCAUCCCCUCUAUCUCAGCUGAGGACGAGCGUCGCCCAGAUGUUGUGCGCAUGGGAGAAUGGCUCGGGAAGGAGCUCGAGGCAUUAGGCGCUCACGUUGAGCUGAGGCCCUUGGGCCCCCAGCCACACAAGGAGCACUUGAUGCUUCCUCCUGUGGUUGUUGCCAGAUACGGAAACGACAAGGCGAAGCGUACGAUCCUCGUUUACGGACAUUACGACGUCCAGCCAGCUGCGAAGGAGGACGGAUGGGCGACGGAGCCCUUCGAGCUCACCGUCGAUGAUAAGGGACGCAUGUUUGGUCGUGGCAGCACUGAUGACAAGGGCCCAGUUUUGGGAUGGCUCAACGCUAUCGAGGCUCACCAGAAGGCUGGGAUUGACUUUCCCGUCAACUUGCUGAUGUGCUUCGAGGGCAUGGAGGAAUACGGCUCUGAGGGUCUUGAUGAUUUCAUCAAGGAGGAGGCUGGAAAAUUCUUCAAGGAUACCGAUGCCGUGUGUAUCUCUGAUAACUACUGGCUCGGCACCGAGAAGCCCUGCCUCACCUAUGGUCUCCGCGGCUGCAACUACUAUUCUAUUGAAAUUUCCGGCCCCGGUCAGGAUCUUCACAGCGGAGUCUUCGGUGGUUCCGCACAGGAGCCUAUGACCGACCUUGUCCGCGUCCUCGGCUCUCUGGUCGACACCGACGGCAAGAUCCAGAUUCCUGGUCUGGCCGACCUCGUUGCCCCCGUCACCGAGGAAGAGAAGGGUCUGUACAAGGACAUUGCUUUCACUAUGGACAACCUCCACGAGUCCCUCGGCUCGAAGACCACGAUCUUCGAGGAUAAGGAGAGCACACUCAUGGCUCGCUGGCGCUUCCCCUCUCUCUCCAUCCACGGCAUCGAGGGAGCUUUCUCGCAGCCCGGCGCCAAGACCGUCAUUCCCGCCAAGGUUAUUGGCAAAUUCUCCAUCCGCACUGUGCCCAACAUGGAGAGCGAGGACGUCACCCGCCUGGUUAAGGAGUACGUUACCGACGUUUUCGCCAAGCUGAAGUCUAAGAACACGCUCGACGUCAGCCUAAUGCACGACGGCAAGUGGUGGGUCGCGAGCCCCAAGCACUGGAACUUCAGCGCCGCCGCCAAGGCAGCGGAGCGCGUAUGGGGCGUCGCGCCGGAUUUGACCAGAGAAGGUGGAAGUAUCCCCGUCACGUUGACGUUUGAGGAGGCAACCGGCAAGAAUGUUCUGUUGUUACCAAUGGGCAGCAGCACGGAUAUGGCGCACAGCACUAACGAGAAGCUCGACAAGAGCAACUACCUUGAGGGUAUCAAGACCCUGGGCGCUUACCUGCAUUACGCGGCUGAGGAGCCGAUGGUUUAAAUGGGUGCGGUGUUGGGAUGGAAGCAGCCGAGAAUUAUGGUGUCAGCGCCACUAAUAGAGGAGCAUCCGUAGCUCAGUGAAGCUUAAAUUGGGGAUACAAUGGUAGCCACUUAUAGCUUAUUAUAGUAACCCUUUCGGCUAUCUUGGGAUAUCCAUCACUUCAGUUCCUGGAUGAAUGGUAUGGCUCAUCAUAUGCUGUAAAAUAGUAAAUCAAGUGUAUAUCAGAGCUCUCUUGUAGUAGUUGUUUAAUAUCUUGAACGUCAGGUAUGGCUUUUAUGAUUAGGGUGGAACGAUAUAGCUUGAAAUAUGAUCGAGGUAAUUUAUUAAUCUAUAUAUAUUUUUGCC